AUGAAGAUAAGAACGACCUUUCCAGCAGUUGGUAUGCAGAUGUCUUUCAAUCAGGAAAUCGGAAACAGUUUAAAAGCAUUAGAUGCAAAGGUUAAUAUCAAAUUAGCGCAAAUAUCUAAUCGGGUUGAUGAAUUAUUCAACUACUUGCGCAGCCUACAGAUGGCCAGUUGUAUCCCGAAUUUGCUUCCAUUCCUGCAGACAUAUCACAGUGAAGCACAAGGAGUACAAAAAAAUGGAAUACGAAGUCAACCACAGUCAUUUCCCGAUGAGAAAGAUAUGGUCUUCUAUGGUACCCAUUGUCAGUCGCCAUUACUUGGACAAACACCCUUGUCAAGAUGCCACACAGUUACGUACCCCCGACAAUACAUUCAACACCAACAACCAAGCGGGCGUUGUUAUUUCCACGGGAUUGAAAAUCACAGGUGCGCAUUUGCAAAUCAUCCAUUUCAAUCUCAUCAUCAGCCUAAUGUUAACCAUACAAAUCAUAUCAACCAACAAGGUGAAGGACAGCCGUGUGUAUACCUGCCGUACGUGUCUUUACACGUGUAUGAUAUAUUUGUGGGUGUGGGUAGAUGA
Molecule: messenger RNA, 576 nt
Organism: Loa loa (African eye worm)
Lineage: Eukaryota; Metazoa; Nematoda; Chromadorea; Rhabditida; Onchocercidae
Exons: 5
Coding region: 1-576 (191 amino acids)
Source: RefSeq, a predicted model, not a curated record